Sycon ciliatum is the source of this 5282-nucleotide messenger RNA. RefSeq lists its product as uncharacterized. Gene Ontology annotation, molecular function: ATP binding; transmembrane receptor protein tyrosine kinase activity. The record is from RefSeq and is a predicted model, not a curated record. The transcript has 13 exons. NCBI's taxonomy places the organism in Eukaryota, Metazoa, Porifera, Calcarea, Leucosolenida, Sycettidae. Gene Ontology annotation, cellular component: plasma membrane; signaling receptor complex. The coding region runs from base 770 to 4189 and encodes 1139 amino acids. Gene Ontology annotation, biological process: cell surface receptor protein tyrosine kinase signaling pathway; multicellular organism development; positive regulation of kinase activity.
GGUCCCUUGGAUGCUGGGCACACGCAUUUCGAAUCAGCUGUGCUGUGGAACCGGUACGGUUGUCUGAAAAAUGUGAAAGGGUGCCCAGUAGAUCUAGCCUACAUUGAAAUGUGUGGGCACCUGGUCGCAUCUAUCACCCUGGGCGUGUGUCAAGGAGAAAAUGCAAAGACCGUGUUGGAAGCAGUGAAGCGCAAUCAUGGAAGCUUUCACGUAAAUAGUUAGUUUGUCCAUUUGGUCGGCUGGUAUCCCCUCUCCGUAGUUUAUCGGUAUGUUUGCGGGGGAGAAUACGACGAUACAGAGGACGACAAUCUGCUGGUGGUGGAAAUAGGAAUUCCGAAAAAGCCAUUCACUGAAAGAAACCCACCUCCUGGUCUUUGUGGGCCGAGGAAGUUUCGAACAGACUGCUCAGCAGCCGGCGUGCGAGCACAUUGAUGAAUGACUAAAACAGGAACACCUCUCUUGGAGAUCGAUCAUUUUCGGAAGGUCUUCGCUCGGUUCGAGCAGCUGGGUAUGGAUGACAAAGCCGGUUAGAAUGUGUCGUAGAGUACCAACCGUGAUGUGCUCUGGAGUGACAACGCUACACCGUGUUUACCUGACAGGCAACACGACAACAUUCGCCAAGCAAUAGCGGAGCGGGAACCGAAGGCACCUCGACGGCACCAGUUGUUGCCUUGUGCUUUUGAAACCGCCUACAAACCCAAAGUUCGCUUCACUUCGCUUGCUCAAAGUUGAAGCGAGCAGUUUCUAAACUGACACGAAAAGGCAGAGGAUGGGUCCCCUCCGAUGCGUGUUUCUUGUCGAGACGUUGUUGAUCUUGGCGUUGGCGAUCGUCCGUUGCAGUGUGGCAAUUCCGCUGUACAAGGCCUACUUCACCAGAUCCUCCCGAAAUGCGGACUUUGCGGAGAACUACCCGCGGCAGACGUACACGGUGGUGUAUGGCAACACAUUGCAGGUGCCCUGUGCGUCGUACAGACUGGCUAACAAUGUUGCCUGCGAUCUAGUGCGCGUCGAUACCGGCGAGAUAGUCAAGUGCAAGUCAACGUACCUCAUAUUUUUCAUCAAGCAGCGUGAACGUGUGUUCGAGUUCUCCCAGUUCACGGAGGCGGACAGCGGGAUGUACCGAUGCUGGACGGAUAAGGAUGUGGUCAGGGACAACACCGGUAUCACCUUCAACAUCACAGGCAUAGGGAACAAACCCAAGACGGCAAUAUUCCGUUCUACAAGCAACCGUCUGUACUUCCGACAAGCAACAAAUGACACAACGCUGGCCUACAUACAAGAAACUUACCAUACCAAUGAGACCCAGGUGUUCAAUGUGUCCUGCUUAACUGAAAAAGGCCUGUUACCGGAAGGCAAUGCGUCUUGGAUUGACGCGAACGGCUUGACGGCAGGCAAAGACCUUCUACAGAUAUCGCCGACCGACUAUGAGCCGGAGUACCAGUGCAAAGUGAUGAAUUUCCUCGGUGCGGUGAGCACACGUCUGAGAAUAGCCAGAACUGAGAACAUCAGCCUCUGGGAAGCAAACGUAACCACACACACCAAUGAAAGUACCGACAGUACAGAGUUAAAUGUUACUAUGAUCGUGGCUGGAAACCCUCUGGCCAUCGUCAAGGCUUGCUAUCUACUGCCAAAGUUGAAGAAGUCGGCGAAGUGUGUGAACUGCAAGAAAUGCACGGUGUUCAGAAAUGUUUAUGAAGACUCGCACGCAACCCUUCUGGACAAUGAUGACAUCAACAUAGCAGUAUGGUGGCGCAGCUCCUCAGCGCACUGUCAUGCCUCGCUGCACUGGAGGGUGACGAGUCACGGUGCGCCUCUUGACACCAAGCUACAUAAUCUGAAGCUUAAGGUGGUGUCGCCAUGGCACAGCACCCUUCCCGCAGAGCUCAAGUACAGUAUACCCACUGCUGGCGGUGAUGGUGGCAGUGAUAAUGUUGUGGGUGGUGUGUCACCAAGUCAUGGCGAUGAAGCACGACCGCUGUGUCAUUCUGCUACUGUAUCCACUCUAUCCACAGCAACCGCAACCCUGGUACCCAUGGCAACAUCACCAGCCUACGCCAGUAACAUGACCAGUGGCGACAACGUAACCUUGGCAACAGCUGACCAGCACAGUGAUACACAUGUAGAUGUGGACACGCCCAUGCGAUCUCAACCCUCGUCAUGGUCUUCAGUACUAACUAAGGACAAUGAUGUCCAUAGUGUGGGUGAUAGUACACAGCCUACGGACCGCAGUAUAUUGCCUGGCAAUGAUUCCUUGACUGUGGGCGAUGGCACACAAAGUCCACUGCUGGGCAACAUGGGGACAGUGUACGGUUUGGUGGCAGGCUCAUCGGCCCUAGUCCUGCUCAUCCUGCUUGCCGGGAUCAUCAUGUUUGUACGUUACCGUGCCAACACGCACAAGGCACUCAGCAAGCCACGGAGACGGUCGUCCAGCGGCACCAAGCGUAGGGCCAGUGCUUCCAGCCGGAAAGCUAGCAGCGCAGGUAUGCCCGACUCCGACUCCGAUUACAGCAGGUCGGGAACUGCACUGCGCUACAGCUCCAGCAAUGAUAUGGUGCUGGCGGCCAGGAUGACAUCAUCCCUAACACAGGCAAACUUGACAUGGAAAGGCGAAGCAUUCUUGAUUGAUGAGAAUUCCAUGGAAGGUCUUGUCGUGGAUGUCGAGCAGAUCAGAAUUGCGGAGGAGAUCGGACGGGGAGCAUUUGGUGUUGUUCAUCGUGGAAUAGUACACAACCUUGAGGCAGGACAGCUUCAAACUGAAGUUGCCCUAAAAUGGUCAAAAGAUGAAUCACAGAUAUCAUCCAUCAUGGAAACCGGAAAGGAGAUUCUGGCAUUAUGGCAGCUAGGGCAGAGGCCUCAUGCAAACGUUAUGUCGAUGCUUGGAAUCUGCUUCACCGAAGGGACUCCCAUAUUGAUCCUGGAGUACGCCGCUCGUGGUAACCUGCUGAGCAUGCUGCGCAGGCGACGCGGGGCUGCGGCGCGUAUCAAGAAGCAGCUGCGACGGCUUGACAGCAUCACCAGCGAUGACGGUUACAGCAGCUCCAGUCGGUCUCGCAGUAGCACAGACCACCCUUCAUUCCUGGACAUCAAGUCCAUGCCGAAUGCAGACGACCUGCUCAAGCCGGACAACGUGUUUGCCUUCGGACGGCAAAUUGCUAAAGGAAUGGAGUUUCUCACGUCUAGACAGUUUAUUCACCGUGACCUGGCGGCAAGGAAUGUUCUUGUAACAGAAAAUUUCACCUUGAAGAUAUCCGAUUAUGGUCAUUCACGGAUUGUAGCUGAUACCGAGGGCAUCUAUCAACGGUCCAGCAGCAAGCACAUCCCCGUCAAGUGGCAUGCAGUGGAAGCACUUCAGAAAGGCUCCUAUACUGUUCAAAGUGAUGUGUGGUCGUUUGGUGUGGUUCUCUGGGAAAUUGCAACAUUAGCCUGUAUUCCGUACCCUGGCGUACCCACCAAGAACGUUCUGGCUAUACUGCUAGCCGGCCAUCGUAUGGAGGAGCCCGUAGCAUGUCCUGCACAUUUGUAUGACAUGAUGCUGGAAUGUUGGUCCUCGCACCCAGAGGAUCGACCAACGUUUCAGGAGCUUGGUGAAAGCCUUGAUGAGCUGCUACUAGAAGCUGCCAAGCAGUCUCGGGGUGUUGAGUAUAUGAGUGUGGACAUUGACGACGACAAUGAAGAGGAAGAACUGGACCUUGCGAAGGUCACGGACGCUCUAUCUGCACCCAAUCCAGCUGUGGUUCAGUUAGCCCUUAGUCCACUGUCCGAGCACAUUAAACACAGUCCAGAGCUCUCUCGUUCUGCUAGGUCUGUGCCUGGCAUUAUGUCCAAUUGUAGUCCACGGACCAGUCAUGGCUCACCACUUGCAUCAGCCGUGCCAGUGUCAACAGAGGUUGACGCGACGUUGGAGCAUGCAGACCGAAGUGUCAGCGCUCCAGCAGUGAUUUCCCAGCGGCCCUGUACGGAUGUUUUACAUCCACCUGAGCCGGCGACACCAUCUUCACCACCGUCUUCAGAGCCAGCAGAACGGUCCUUAACACCUCAGCCUUCACUAUCAUGUUCAGCAGGAGCAUUACCAACCGUCCCGUCACCGUCAUCAUUGUCCUUGCGCCCGGCAUCAUCUCCGUCACUGCCAGAAGCUACUAGCCAAGUACCAGCACCAGCACAGGAGACAGCGGAUGGGUCUGAUGUGUAACAGUACUAGUAUGCGCAUUGAGGUAAAAACACCGUGCAGGCAGUAGCUGCAUUCCUCUGAAGCAGAACAGCCGAACUAAUUUCCAAAUGUUGAACGCAGUUUAUAGAACGACAACUUGAUACAACUCCAAUGUACAGUUCUAAAUAAGGCCAUCCAGAAUUAAUUCGUUGUUUCGGGUCACCCGACCGACCGUCUUUUUUCACCCGACCGCAAAAUGUUUUUUUUUAUAGUGGAUGCAAAUGUACAGACUAGACUAUGUACACACGCGACCCUAAUAAUAGCAGUCCAGAUAUCGCCCUCAGAAGCAGUCAUCAAUGGUCAUGGCUAGCCAAAUGACAGGUGCUUGGUGAUGACGUUGUCUUCUAUCUCCGAUCCACAAUCGGUCCUGAAACAGCAUCAGCUCCGCCACCUUGUCGCUAUUUACAGAAGUUUUCAAGGUGAGAGCUGCUCGUCAGACUCGUUUGCCAGCGAGGCCAAGAUCUGGUCCUGGAUCAUCGAGGGGACCUGGAUCUGAUGGGACCAUGACCAGAUGACUGCGCUGGAUUGUCUACACUACAGUCAGAUUUGAUCGACUGGCUAGAUGGACAAAAGCUAUUCGAUGUACAUGUAUGCACAUGGACGUAACCAAAAUAAAAAAUAAAAUAAAAUAAAAAAUAAACCCGACCGACCGACCCUGGUACGGAUGAGUGAAGUGACCCGAAACAACGAAUUAAUUCUAGGUGGCCUAAUCUUUAUCAAUUUUACUCUUGGUCUUCAUGCACCACAUUCCGCCAUAAUGUUUCUUAUCAAGCUGAUGUAUCCCAGAAUAUGUAUGCAUUGCUUCUAACUGAGUGUUUGAAGAGUAUGCCUUUUGGCAUGACCAUAAGAUUGUAUUAGAAUGGAGGAACUCAGGCGGAAUAUUCAGUCAUUUGCAUGCGUCUACUUCACCCCAGUAUUUAGCUGGUCAAACUUGAUGGAAUGAGCUCAAUUAUUUUUAUCCUUUUGAACUACUACCUUACCAGUACAAGUAGUGCUUUGAAUUUUGAAAUUCGAGACAAUGACAAUGCCUUGAAUUAAAAAUAAUACUGCAUGUGAGCCGUUGGCUGCUUCGUUA